Molecule: messenger RNA, 1784 nt
Organism: Pocillopora meandrina
Lineage: Eukaryota; Metazoa; Cnidaria; Anthozoa; Scleractinia; Pocilloporidae
Source: the annotation of a GenBank genome assembly
AUGUCGCCGUUUUUCCGGAACUCACACGGAAACAUUUCCCUUCAGCUCGCAAUCGCUGUCACAGUCGCUGUGAGUCCACCUACCAUAUGUUUAAAUAUAUUUGUGAUCGUAGCGGUCAUGAAAAUCAGAAAGUUACAAACAAAUUCUAACAUUCUGAUUGCUAGUUUGGCUGUGGUUGAUCUUUUGGUGGGUGCAGUUUCUAUGCCAAUGGCAAUCAGUGUUGAUACGCUCACUGUUAAAGGAACGUUAUCAGACAGAAUGCUGUGCACGUACAUUUAUAUUCUGUAUACAACUUCCACUGCAUCUUUUUAUCAUUUGAUUUUAAUAGCUUGGGAGAGGCAUGUGGCGAUAGCGAGAUGGACGAAAUACAAAGUUAUUGUGACAAAGAAACGUGUAAAGAGAUAUGCAGGGAUCGCUUGGAUAACAGCUAUUCUGACAGUUGCGUUUCAUGUGAUAUUUACAGCACCUGGUACUCAGCAUGAAGUUGCCCUGGCCAUUAAAGUCAGUGUUUUCCUCGUCUGGCUUGUGGGCAUUUCUCUAAUGGCGUAUUUUUAUCGCAUGGUUUACAUCGAAACGCGGAAACUGAAGGGAGGUCAGAUCAGCCGUGUUCAAGUGGGAACAAGUAUAGAAAGGAAAAUUGGCCACACUACGCUCUUUGUGACAGUAGCUGUUCUUGUCUGCAUUGUUCCCUUCGUAGUUGUUUUCAUGUUAGCGCACUUUUUCCCAUUUUUACGCAGUUUUAGGGUUUUCCGAUGGGUGGAAAUUUCCCUCCAGUUGAACUCUUUGGUGAAUCCAGCGAUCUAUUUCUUUAGAAACAACCGCUACAGGAAUGCUGCGUUAAAGUUUUUAAGACUCGGGAAGCCUAAAAGAGUCGGGUUAAUAGGCAGGAACACUUGGGGUGGAGGGUCAGCAAGCACGUCGAGGCGGCGCCACGAUUUCAUUUUGUCCUGGCGUGUUGGAAAAUUUGUGGACAAUGAAUGCAGCCGACCCCCAAGACGUUCGCAGUCUUUUGCAGAAGAGAAACACAGGGGCAGGGAGACGCCCGGAGUGUCAAAAGGCACUCACUUAGGUAGGUUUCAUACUAUAGGAAUGGGUGAAUGGAGAAAUACCUAGGAAAUUACCGGGGACAACAAAAAAGGGUUCACCACAUCCUUCUAUCCUCCCCGCUGACAUCCCUUUGUCGGACUACUUUUCUCUCAUGGUUGAUCCACUUUUACAAACUACUUCUUAACAAUUGAACCCUUUGGAGUGACUAGCCUCUCAAAUCUAAUUACAAUAUCACCCCUGAAUCACAGAUUAAGGUCACGAGGAUAGAAGAAACGAUCACCGGCUAGAUAAGUUCUCGAUUGUUAAACAAAUUCUCCUUGUCAGCACCUUACGAAAUGUACAGAGAAAAGUAGGGAGAAUAUAAAUACUGAUAUUGGAGCGUAAAAGGUUCAUAACUACAUAAUAUGUCACUUGCAGUAUCUCACCAAACUCCACAAUGAUAAUUAAUUAAAUUUAUUACAUUUUUAACGGGGAACAUUUAUCUAGAGGUCAAAGUUUGCAUGAGUUCAGUAAAAAUCUUUUCAAUGAGACCUAAUUUCCCCUUGGAAGCUACAAGAAGUGUCAGAGACUAACCAAGAGUUUUAAUACCUUUCUCAGACUAUUCAGAGAACAAUACUGUUCAGAAAACAAUGCCGACAGAACGUAAUAACCGGAAGCGAUUAUCACGACAACACCAAGCGCGUCACAGAACUCGCUCGAUGAGCAAUGACGAUACGAAGUAUUCUCUCGUCGCUUUU